AGUCGAUGAGCGCUUCAGCGACUGCGCCCCAGACCCUUUGACUGUUCACACAGCGCUCUCACCCAUCGAACCGAUCCGUUGAACAAACGGCCUCUUCGAUUACACUAUACUAUACGAUACUGAUCUGAUCAGGUACCUAGUUCUGAACGAGUUAUUGACCGUUUGGUGUACCGGGAUCCACCGUGAUGGGGAACCCGCCAGGUCAGAUUGAGCUACCUUCGCGGACGGGCGAAGGAGCAAGGAUUGCGAUACCGUCUCCCCGAGUCGAACACUUCGAUGGCGAGAUCCCUCCAGCCCUGUCUCCGCUGGAUGCGUUCGCCGCCCAGGGACGACUGUUGGCCAAGCAACUCGAUGAGUCGAUGCGAAGAGACCGGCGCCUGAGCCGGUUACCACCCUCCAGCGUCGCAAGAUCUUUGUCGCGACCAAGGCCAGGAUACUUCCGUUCUCCUUCGUCAGCAGGGUCGCAUGCGACCAAAAGUCCCGAUCAUGGCAGCAGUCCGGAGGUCGAAGAGCCGAGAUUCAGACCGCAGUCCGAACACCCACGGUUGAGCGGUGUCCCGAAUCUCGAAGCCUUGAAAGAUGGAGAAGAUAAUGAUCAGACUCCCAUGAAGGUGCCUACGGAUUCCAACGAUGGAGCCGACUAUUUUUCCCAAACGCGCUCGGAAUCCCCUGCGGAGGAUAUGUCGAUUCGGUCAACAGAUGGGACCCAUGGGCUCGCUGUGAGGGGCGCAUUUGGAGAUUCCGCAUCAGGGCCGUCGCGAGAAUCAUCAAUGGAAUCAUUUUCGCGAUCUAGUGCAUUUCCCAGCCUCGCACCGCCGGUCUCUCCCUACCGUCGACCACACAGUAGCUCCCGAAGCACUCAUAUGGAGAGCUCAGACGACGACUAUACGAGCUCCAAUGCCGGUUCCACGUUCUCAAAGCCGCGAAAGAUGUCUUCCAGCAGCGCUAUGUCGAUGCCACACUCUCCCAUGUCACCUUAUCCGCGGACGCAUCCUCGUUCGCCAUCCUUGAGUUCUGAAGCUUCGAACACUGCUCCUCAUCUACCCCGUCCGUCGUUCAACUUCUCUCGGCCGAUGAGCCGCUCGAGCACGAGUCUUUCUGCACCCUCACCGGUGGGAGCUGAGGCCCCGCAUGGUGCGCUUAACAGAGAGAAUCGACCUGGACCGAUUAUGCUUCCAGAGGAUGACCGACCAAGCUCUUCGUAUGUGUACAGCAAAUAUGCGCUCCCGCGGGGCCGGUCUGUUUCCAGGAAUUCAACGGUCUUUUCAGGCUUGCAGACGCCGCAUUUUGAGUGGCAAGAGCCGUUAUUUGAGAGUUCCCCUCCUCCCAGUGCAGGAAGCAACCCUCCAAGAUUUUAUCAGUCUCGGUCUCGGUCUCCAUCACCUACUCCCGCUCGGGAAGCCAGUCUCAAGGCACCCGAACGGUCGCUGAAAGCAUCCUCUGUGCACGGCUCACCAGCAAGAAAUCUGGAAAAUGCCCAAAAUGCAUCAAAGCCACCACCUCGUCUGUCUGCGGACCUUCCCCGUUCUGAAGCGCAUGCCGACACAUCCACGGGCGAAGAUCGAGAAGAUGCAAAGUCUACUUCGGCGGGUUCCGCUAGUACACUGCGGCCACAGACCGGUAAGAGUGCAGCAUCUUCGCACCAUCUAACUGCGGAAGAGCACCUUGCCAAAGGCAUCCAGUGCCAUCAAGACGGAUCUCUGAAAGAGUCUACCUACCAUCUACGCAUUGCUGCCAUGCAAAAUCAUCCGACAGCAAUGCUGAUGUACGCUCUAGCCUGCAGACACGGCUGGGGUAUGCGCCCCAACCAGCGGGAGGGCGUUCAGUGGUUGCGAAAGGCUGUCGAUUCAGCCGGCCUGGAAGUCAUUGAUGACAGUGCGGCAAGUACAACAGCCAAGAUGAAAGACAUUGCAGACCAGAAGACACACCGCGCGCAAUUUGCGCUCAGUAUCUAUGAGCUCGGAGUCAGUCACCUCAAUGGCUGGGGAAUCGAACAGGACAAGGCUCUGGCCCUACGUUGUUUCGAAAUCGCCGGCCAUUGGGGAGAUGCGGAUGCUUUGGCCGAGGCAGGUUUUUGCUACGCAGAGGGCGUGGGUUGCAAGAAAGACUUGAAGAAGGCGGCAAAGUUCUACCGUAUGGCGGAGGCUAAGGGCAUGAAUAUAGUCGGCAACAGUUGGAUCUACAAGGACAAGUACAUGUCCGACGACGAAUCUACCCCCAAGGGGCGGGGCCGGAACGCGAGAGAUACAUCUGACAAGAAACCUCGCAACAAGUCUCGAACCCGCAGCAUCUUUGGGCGGAAGAAAUCCGUACCAGCUUAGUACUGGCGUGCGAGCGCCGGAUACAUGAGUGGCCGGUCUUUUGUCGAGGGCUUGAGCAUUCCUUUCGUACAUAAAAACAUUUCUCAGCAGAUGAUGCGGGCACCUUGGAGCGCAGGUUGUCUCUUCUGUUUGAAUCCACCAUGCGGCGUGGACAUAAUAAUCUUCGUGAUUGUUCGAUUCUUUGAUGGAUACCCUAUUUCCGACUGGAUUCCCAGUCCUCUCGUUUUCUUUUCUUUUCUUUUCUCUUCUCUUCUCCUUUUUUUUCAUUCUCUUUUUAUCGUUUGACUUGGCUUUUCCCUCCGCCCCGACUCUCACCAUUAUAAUGAUGCCCACGACGGUCACAUAUAAUUGGACAUGCUCUUCAGCGAAUGAUGCGAUC
Paecilomyces variotii is the source of this 2700-nucleotide messenger RNA. Its product is annotated as putative cell cycle inhibitor Nif1. Gene Ontology annotation, molecular function: protein binding. The record is from RefSeq and is a predicted model, not a curated record. Lineage: Eukaryota; Fungi; Ascomycota; Eurotiomycetes; Eurotiales; Thermoascaceae. The transcript has 2 exons. The coding region runs from base 186 to 2321 and encodes 711 amino acids.